AUGACCAUUGGCCUAAGCGAAUUCGAUUCACCUGCCACUGAUGGCUCUGUCUCGCUGAACCAACUCGUGGACUACCACCUUGGAAGAAACCCCGAGUGCGGGUUUGCCAUGUUGGUAGACGUCUCGGAAAGCUCGAAUGAGCAACGCGUCGUGAAAUACCGGCAACUCGCUCAUGCUACACAUCGCGCUGCGCAUACUGUCAAUCCUGGUUCGGCGCUCCCCCAAGGGACCAGGGUAGCUAUCCUCACAUCCACGGACACCAUUGUGAAUAUCGCGCUUGUUCUGGGAAUUUUGAGGGCAGGGCUAGUGCCCUUCCCGAUCUCCCCUCGCGUUUCAGUCGCCGGGAUAUGCCAUCUUUUAAUCGCAACAGAAACAGUUCACAUGGUCAGCGGAGGUGGAUCUGCUAUCGCCCAUUUGGUCGAAAACGUUCUUUCCAUGAUGGAGGAAAGUCAGCAGCAUCUCAACAUCAUAUAUCUCCCAACCUUUAAGGAGCUAUUUCAACCACGCUCUGGAGAUUUGUUUGAGCCCUUUCCUGACCCCACUCCAUUGUCUGAAAAUUCGGUUGUAGCUAUCCUUCACAGUUCAGGGUCUACAGGAUUGCCCCGCCCAGUUACUUACACACAGGGGUGUAUUCUAAGCAGUUUUGUUAACCAACCCCCUUGUUAUGGAAUGGGUCGCUUCGGAGCUCGAGUUGGGCUCAUGGCAUUACCAACAUUUCAUGUCAUGGGUUUUAUAACUCACUGUUUUUAUCCCCAAUUCGCCGGAUUUACCAGUGUUCUCUUUGCCCCUGGGGCCACGCCAGUAGUUCCUAGCCCUGAUGUUACCCUACGCGCGGUUGUUAGAUCCCAAUGUACUUUUUUGUUGACGGUCCCAACCUUCCUCGAGGCAUGGUCGCACGACAACAAGGCCAUCAAUCACCUGAAAAAGAUAGAUGGAGUGGUCUAUGCCGGGGGACCUCUCAUUCCUCAUGUAGGAAACCGGCUUGUGGAACGAGGUAUUUACCCUUCGUUACGUCCAAGUCAGCCGGGUUUCAAUAAGUUCAUGUUAGGUGUUUCACUACGUGCUGCGUAUGGUGCUACGGAAUUUGGCGCACCAGUCGAGUUCGAUCUUGUGAAGCGUGCCCCAGAAGAUUGGAUUUACAUCGAGUUUCCAGACAAUAUCCAGCCCGAGCUCAUUCCGCAAAACGAUCAAGAUGGGACGUAUGAAUUAGUGAUGCUGUCUACUCCGAUUUACAAGCCAUUCGUUGUUAAUUAUAAGAACGAAAGAGGGGGAGUGGGUUAUGCCACAAAGGAUUUGGUAGUUCCUCACCCAACUAAGCUGGGGCUGUGGAAAGUUGUUGGUCGAUUGGAUGACCAAAUUGUACUACUAAAUGGAGAGAAAACCAAUCCGGUUCCCAUCGAGGAUCAAAUUGUCAAGUCUCCACUAAUACAAUCUGCCAUCAUGUUUGGCCGGGAACAGAACCAGACGGGCGUACUCAUCGAACUCCAUAAUCAGGUAGACUCUUUGGCAAAUGUGGAUUACGAAAAAAUCAUCAAUCAGAUAUGGCCGUUCGUGGAGUUGGCCAACAGCAAUACUUCUACACAUUCUCGAAUCGCUCGCGAAGCCAUCAUUUUCUCAGAGACGUCUCGUCCCUUGCCUCGCACACCAAAGGGGAAUGUUGCCAGGGCUGCUGCAUUGAAAUUAUAUGCCAACGAUAUUACUCGGAUGUAUGCCCAAUUGGGACAGGGCUCAUCUCUUACUUCACUUGGAGCCCCUGCAUCCUGGGAUGAUGUGGAAGGAGUCCAAUUUUGGUUGACUCGCUGUGUGACGCACUUACUAGGUAGACAAUUAGAUCCUUACGAUGACUUAUUCCAACAAGGGUUUGAUAGUUUAACGGCCACUCUCCUAUCAGGAGUGCUCCGACGGGCGUUAUCGCUACCUCCAAGCAUCGAGCCCCACAUUGUCGCGGAAAAAGUGACGCAACAAUCAAUAUUCAACCAUCCUUCGAUACUACAACUGGCCACUUACUUGGUUCAGUUGACUAACAAUUCCACAAGCUGUUCGCCCAGCGCUCCUGAAACAAGUACCAUGCAGACGAUGAUUGCACGCUAUACUCAAAACAUGAAAGUUCGCCAUAACGAUCCUGAUUGGCCACUCACAGGCUCCGAGCCCAUCGAAAGUGUAGUAAUUACUGGAACUACUGGCUCUUUAGGAUCACAUAUACUGGCACAACUGCUCACAAACGAACGCGUUAAGCGAGUCUGGGCGAUAAACCGUCCUCGCAGAGACUCUGGUGUACCAGUUAUAGAGAGGCAGCGCAUAUCUUUUGAAGACAAAGCACUUCCUAUUGUUUUGCUUAGCCACCCCAAGUUGACGUUCUUGGAGUGCAAUUUGAACGAGAACCAGCUAGGGUUAUCCAAUGAAGAUUACGAGUUGAUACAAUCUUCAGCAACGACCAUCAUCCAUAAUGCCUGGCAGGUCGAUUUCAAUUGGAACCUCCAAUCGUUCGAACCAAAUGUACAAGGUACCCGCUACUUGGUUGAUCUCGCAUUGAAUUCAACAUGGAAACGCGCGCCCCGGCUGGUCUUUACGUCUUCUAUCUCGGUGGCGGGCUUGGGACUUCCUGGAAGGUCCCUUGGCGAAGAAUAUCUCACAAGCUCCAGUAUUUCACUUGGGUUUGGAUACGGAGAAAGCAAGUACGUUGCCGAAAGGGUUCUAGAGGCGGCCAAGAUGGCAGGCCUGGAGACAUGCGUUAUACGCCUUGGCCAACUUUCAGGCGAUAGGAUCAGCGGUUCUUGGUCGAAGACCGAUUGGUUCCCUUCUAUGCUCGCAUCUUCUCUCACUAUAGGGUACCUUCCAGAUGCUAUCGGGGUCGUCUCAUGGGUGCCACUCGAUGCGGCUGCACAGUCCCUAUUGGAUUCAUGCUGCCAAGUGGUUGCUGAGCUACCCACCGUGGUGCAUAUAGCUCAUCCACAACCCUCAGCCUGGCCAGAGCUCAUGAAAAUCGUCACCCAAGUAAUUGCUAUGGAGUUUGGGAAGGAAUUGCCGUUCAUUCCUCUGGAUGAGUGGAAUAAGAUGGUUUCAAAAGCGUCGGGAUUGUACGAUGACAACGAUACCCGCAAACGGCUUCCAACCGUUAAACUUCAGGCAUCAGUUGAUGGUAUGGCACGAGUAGACCAAGCAAUCAGGGAAAGCAACAAUCGAGACGCAGAGACAUACGAAGUUUUUGGCGCGCCUCGCCUUGAUACAUCUCGCUUCAUAAGUCCCGCCACAUCCCCCAAAAAGAUGGAUGAUGCUUGGGGCAAAACGUCAGAGCAAGUGCUUACACACUUUUCUGUGAAUUACCAUACGGGGCUUACCACCGGUCAAGUUUUGGAAAAUACAAAACGAUAUGGAAAGAAUGAACUUCCUGAGGAGCCAGCCACUCCAUUAUGGGAGCUAAUUUUGGAACAAUUCAAGGACCAACUAGUUCUUAUUCUUCUCGGCUCCGCUGUCAUUUCUUUCGUACUUGCGUUAUUUGAGGACCAUGGUGACUCAGGAUUGUUUAUGGCCUUUGUUGAACCAGCUGUUAUCCUUCUGAUCUUGGUAGCCAAUGCUGCUGUGGGCGUUAUUCAGGAAACCAAGGCUGAGAGGGCUAUAGACGCUCUGAAGGAAUACUCGCCCGAUGAAGCCAAGGUAACUCGGGAUGGACACGUCGCCAAGAUUCACGCUUCAGACCUAGUUCCCGGAGACAUCGUUUCAAUUGCGGUUGGAGAUAGAAUUCCGGCGGACUGUCGUAUAAUUGAGAUACAUUCGAGUAGCUUCCGCAUCGACCAAGCCAUUCUAACAGGAGAAAGCCAGAGUGUCGGUAAAAUCGUGGAUGCUAUUAGCGAUACGAACGUUGUUAAACAGGACAUGACGAAUAUGGUGUUUUCAGGUACGACUGUGGUCAACGGCAACGCCACGGCCAUUGUCGUCCGGACCGGAGAACAAACAGCAAUUGGUGAUAUACAUCGCUCGAUCUCGUCCCAAAUCUCAGAAAAGACCCCUCUCAAGCGCAAAUUGGACGACUUUGGUGACAUGCUUGCCAAAGUCAUCACUGUCAUUUGCAUUUUGGUUUGGAUCGUCAACGUGCGACACUUUUGGGAUCCAGCCCAUCACGGUGUUUUACAAGGAGCUGUCUAUUAUUUCAAGAUUGCGGUUGCGCUCGCAGUGGCCGCGAUUCCGGAAGGCCUUGCAGCAGUUAUUACCGCAUGCCUUGCACUCGGAACGAAGAAGAUGGCUCAGAAAAAUGCGAUCGUUCGUAACUUGCCCAGCGUAGAAACACUUGGUGCCACGAAUGUGAUUUGCUCGGACAAGACUGGUACAUUGACCACAAAUCAAAUGAGUGUGUCGCGGGUCUUGGUUAUCGACAGUGUAUCGGGAGAUCCUGUGGAGUACAGCGUGGAAGGUACCACAUUUGCGCCCACGGGUAGCAUUUCUUCUCUGAAAGGCAAUAUUUUGAGCUCUCGGGAGCUGCAAACUGAGUCUAUGAUCCGGCUCGCCGAGGUCAGUGCAUUGUGCAACGAUGCAAAGAUUGUGUAUAACGAGGAAAAGGAUACCUAUACUAAUGUCGGCGAGCCUACCGAAGCAGCCCUCAGAGUGUUGGUUGAAAAAAUUGGGUGCCCCAGUGCGGAGGUGACAAAAUCGUUUGGUUCUCUUACUCCUCGAUCUCGCUCCACGGCCGUCAACGAUUACUACGAAAGUCAAUACAAGCGCCUACUCACUUUCGAAUUUUCGAGAGAUAGGAAAAUGAUGUCUGUGCUGGUUAAACAUGCUUCAAAUCCAGGAUCUGGUGCCACGUUGUUUGUCAAAGGGGCUCCAGAAUCAGUGCUUGAACGCUGCAAUUACAUUUGCGUUGGCGGCCAACUUCGCCCUCUCUCUCAAUCUCUCAGAAGUGAAUUGCUGGGCAAGGUAUCUGAAGUCGGUAGCCAAGGUCUGCGCACACUCGCGCUCGCUUACUCCGACAAAGCCGACGGAGAUGCAUCACACUACAAGUUAUCUACAACGGCGGAGUACUCACAGUUCGAGCAGGGGCUUGUAUUUGUUGGGCUUGUUGGAAUGCUGGAUCCACCUCGUCCAGAAGUUCGCAGUGCUAUCGCAAACUGCCGUGCAGCCGGCAUCCGGGUUAUAUGCAUCACUGGGGACAACAAAAAGACAGCCGAGGCAAUCUGCCGUCAGAUCGGAAUUUUCGGGCUCGAUGAAGACCUCAAUGGCAAGAGCUACACUGGACGAGAGCUAGAUGCUCUGAGUCACGAAGAUAAGAUUCUGGCCGUUCAACGCGCAAGCCUUUUUUCGCGCACAGAGCCCGGGCACAAGAGCCAAUUGGUUGACCUACUACAAGGACUUGGACUCGUUGUGGCCAUGACUGGUGAUGGGGUAAAUGAUGCCCCAGCUCUCAAGAAAGCCGAUAUUGGAGUUGCGAUGGGAAGCGGAACUGACGUCGCCAAACUUGCCGCCGACAUGGUCCUCGCUGAUUCUAAUUUUGCGACAAUUGAAACAGCUGUGGAGGAAGGUCGUUUAAUCUACAACAACACCAAGCAGUUUAUUCGCUAUCUCAUUUCUUCGAAUAUUGGUGAAGUGGUCAGCAUAUUCUUGACCGUGCUUUUAGGCAUGCCAGAAGCCUUGAUUCCAGUCCAACUCCUCUGGGUUAACCUGGUUACGGACAGUCUCCCGGCGACAGCUCUGGGGUUUAACCCUCCAGACCACACCAUCAUGCGUAUGCCACCGAGGGACGUACGUGAACCAUUGGUAGGGAAGUGGUUGUUCAUUCGUUAUUUAAUUAUUGGGACCUAUGUGGGAUUCGCGACCGUAUUCGGCUAUGCCUGGUGGUUUAUAUUCUAUGAGGGCGGCCCUCAAAUCACAUUCCACCAACUGACUCAUUUCCACCAAUGCUCUUCUCUCUUUCCAGAGAUUGGCUGUGCGAUGUUUACCAACGAAAUGGCCAAGACAGCGACAACUAUAAGUCUCUCUAUACUUGUUACGGUCGAAAUGUUCAACGCCGCCAAUUCUUUGUCGGAAAACGAAAGUCUACUGGUAUUACCAGUUUGGAAGAACCCCUACCUUGUGGCGGCCAUUGCUCUAAGUAUGACGCUUCAUUUCGCAAUCUUAUACAUUCCGUUCUUUACGGCGUUAUUCUCCAUUACCCCGCUGAACUGGCAAGAAUGGAAGGCUGUGGUACUCAUCAGCCUUCCGGUCAUUGCAAUAGAUGAGAUUUUAAAGUAUAUCUCGGCCACAUUUGUUGAUCCUCCCUCGAAGCUCAAAUUGGACUGA
Rhizoctonia solani is the source of this 6270-nucleotide messenger RNA. Its product is annotated as calcium-transporting ATPase. Gene Ontology annotation, molecular function: P-type calcium transporter activity; phosphopantetheine binding; ATP binding. Gene Ontology annotation, biological process: intracellular calcium ion homeostasis; calcium ion transmembrane transport. Bases 1 to 6270 code for a protein of 2089 amino acids. Gene Ontology annotation, cellular component: membrane. Lineage: Eukaryota; Fungi; Basidiomycota; Agaricomycetes; Cantharellales; Ceratobasidiaceae. The record is from RefSeq and is a predicted model, not a curated record. The transcript is spliced from 29 exons.